UGCGCUUGGAGAUGAAUCUUCGGGCAUCGGGAAGACGAUCAAGUUGAAUGUAUCGUGGCUACCGCCGGAGAAUGAGGACAGACUUUUAUCAUACAGUGUUGCAGUAACGAGGGUUCGAGUGAACUUGACCAACUCGACGGGCAACGUCUUCUAUGGGAAUGGCGACGACCUUAAGGAUCUUUCAAGUUUCUAUCCCGAGGGAUCAGUCUAUUAUGCCGACCAGGACGCUAACCAUACCAAUAUUCUUUUGCCGGUGGAGAGGUUCGAAUCCGCCGAGAGGCUCGACAUACAACUCGGCUGCACUUAUGCAAUUCAGGUUAUCGCCAAUCCUUGGAUCGACGAUGCCGGUGUUACUACGCCCUCAACAUCGAUUCGGAGCGAGAGAAUUUCUCUCUCGAAAACAGCUGACUCAACAGCACGAUUGCAGACGAUGUUCACGGUACCGGAAUGCGUGGGUGGACGCUGCAGCUGUGAUGCGAUGCUGGAUGCACUUCCGAUUCCAGUUGUCACUGUCAUAAAUCCCUAUAACGGCGGCACCCUGAUUAACUGGAAAAUCAAGUCGACGAAAUUGACGACUGAUCAUAAGCAAUUUAACAUCAAAUCCUUCGCAAUCAGUGCUGGUAUACCGUACAUAACAUCCUCGAGUGAUGAGGUUCUUUAUAACAAGACCUUAAUAUUCUCUGGUAAAGCGGACAACAACUCAUUUUACUGGAAGCAAGAAAAAUUAAAGAAAGGAACAAAAAUCUUCGUGACCGCGCAAGAUUCAUAUGGCUGUUCCGGGAGGGAAGGCACUUAUACGAUUAAAAGACUGCGACAUCAUUCAUUUUAUCGCAAGAACAUUGCCACAGUCAUUUUUGCAGGAUUAGUGGUGCUAUGUUUAAUGCUGAGUGGAUUAUUUAAUUUCAUUCAAUAUUGCUUAGAAAAUCACAAAUACAAAUUAUGUUCGUGGAGAAAGAAAUCUACAAGGAAACUUAGUUCGAUAUUUCAUAAGCCGAAAAUUGAAAUACUUUUAAGAAAUGAAAAUACUUUGUAUAUUGAUAAAAAAAUUGAAGUUUUAUCAUAAGAUAAGAUGUAAAUGUAAAGAGACAGCAGGAAAGCAAUAAAAUCUAUAUAAUUUCACAUAUAACACUAUGGAGCAUAUUCGCAAUUAUUUCUUAAAAUAAGAAUUAUUUUAUUCGGCCCAAGAACGUACCCAUCUUUCCAACAAAAGAUAAUUAUUCAUUAAUACGCCCAAAAGGACAGGUAUUGUUUGUUGUUAGUCGUCAAGUCAUCACUAUUAUAAAUUUGAAAAGUACAUCCUCUAUAUUCAUCGAAAAAUAUAUUUGCUA
Ceratosolen solmsi marchali is the source of this 1328-nucleotide messenger RNA. RefSeq lists its product as uncharacterized. The coding region runs from base 431 to 1063 and encodes 210 amino acids. Lineage: Eukaryota; Metazoa; Arthropoda; Insecta; Hymenoptera; Agaonidae. The transcript is spliced from 7 exons. The record is from RefSeq and is a predicted model, not a curated record.